This is a messenger RNA of Nothoprocta perdicaria, 1506 nucleotides long. RefSeq names its product doublecortin domain containing 2 (gene DCDC2). Gene Ontology annotation, biological process: regulation of cilium assembly; neuron migration; cilium assembly. The transcript has 10 exons. The record is from RefSeq and is a predicted model, not a curated record. NCBI's taxonomy places the organism in Eukaryota, Metazoa, Chordata, Aves, Tinamiformes, Tinamidae. The coding region runs from base 1 to 1506 and encodes 501 amino acids. Gene Ontology annotation, cellular component: kinocilium; axoneme; microtubule organizing center.
AUGAGCGGCGCUGGCGCCAAGGGCUCGUGCCUCUCGCAGCCCACGGUGAAGAGCGUGCUGGUGUACCGCAAUGGGGACCCCUUCUUCCCGGGACGCCGCAUCGUCGUCCACGAGAAGAAGGUGUCCAACUUCGAGGUCUUCCUGAAGGAGGUGACAGGCGGCGUGAAGGCGCCCUUUGGAGCCGUGCGUAACAUCUACACGCCCCGCGGCGGGCACCGCAUCCGGCAGCUGCAGGAGCUUCAGAGCGGCGAGCAGUAUGUGGCCGGCGGCAGAGAAGCCUUCAAGAAGCUCAACUAUUUGGACAUAGGAGAAACAAAGAAGAAACCUGUAGAGGUCAAUAAUGAGGUGAAGCCCGUCACUCACAGCAGAAUCAACGUGUCGGCGCGGUUUCGAAAGCCCCUUCAGGAGCCCUGCACUAUUUUCCUGAUUGCUAAUGGAGACCUUAUCAGCCCCGUAGUGCGCCUCCUCAUUCCCAGGAAAACGCUGAAUCAGUGGGAUCACAUUCUCGAAAUGGUUACAGAAAAAGUUACCCUCAGAAGCGGAGCCGUACACAGACUCUACACUUUAGAUGGAAAACUUGUUCAGAGCGGAUCAGAGCUGGAGAAUGGACAGUUUUAUGUUGCAGUGGGCAGAGACAAAUUUAAGAAGCUGCCAUAUGGUGACCUCCUGUUCAGCAAAUCUACGAUCAGAAAGCCUCAGGGUUCCAAAGCUUCCUCGCUACCUCCUAUUGUGGGAUCUCGAAAAUCUAAAGGGAGUGGAAAUGAUCGACAAUCUAAAUCUACCACUGGAUCCAGUGACCCUGGAGAAAACAGUUCCUCGCCUCAGCCUCCAAAAAGGAAGGACAAAAGAAGCCAGAAACAAGAGGAGCCUCACUUCUCCAGCAAGUCUGCAAGAGUGAAACACACAACAAGAGUAGCAGCUUCCACAGCAGUCCUUCAGGAUAAUGAUGAAGGUAUUUACAAAGCUGGAGAAAAGCGAUCUGAAAUGUUGGGAGCAGUUGAAGUUCAAGAAGAUGAAGAUACUCGUGUAGAAGUUCCACUGGACCAGAGACCAGCAGAAACUGUAGAUGAGGAAGAAAAUGCAGAAGAGGAGAAUGACAAGGAUGGGGAGACCUAUACAGGAGGAGAAGAAUAUCCAGAAGUGAAUGGAAAGGAAGGUGAGGAAGUUGCUGAAGAAAGAAAAGAAGAGGAAGAAAGUGAGAAAAAGUUAGAUGGGAAUUAUGAUGAUAAACCAGAAGAAAGAGAGAAUUUCAACCAAGCAGAGGAAGAGGAGGUCACCCUUUCAAAUGGCAAGGCAACUGAAGAAAAUGGUGAGGAAAUGGAGCAGCUCAACAACCAAAGUGACCUUCAGCUUGAAGAAGAAAUAAAAGAACAAGAGGAUUCUGACAAUCAGAAUCAGGUUGACUCCCCUCGUGGAAGAGCAUCCACAAAUCCAAGGGUGACAAUCACCAGCCCACAAGAAAGUGAAAAAAAUGACCAGAGCAGUGACUAUGCUGCAGUUGCAUAG